Molecule: messenger RNA, 768 nt
Organism: Paramecium tetraurelia
Lineage: Eukaryota; Ciliophora; Oligohymenophorea; Peniculida; Parameciidae
Exons: 5
Biological process (GO): lipid homeostasis; fatty acid beta-oxidation using acyl-CoA oxidase
Cellular component (GO): peroxisome
Molecular function (GO): acyl-CoA oxidase activity; fatty acid binding; FAD binding
Source: RefSeq, a predicted model, not a curated record
AUGGUGUAGAUUAUCUUGUGGAGGACAUGCAUUUAUUAAGAACAUAGUCCAAAUGUAACUUUGGAAGGAGAGAAUCAAAUUAUGUUUCUAUAAUUGGCUCGCUUUUUAUUGAAACUCUUAUAAACUUCUUAAAAACACCCAGAAAAAAUUCCUGAAUAGUUUUCAUUAUUUAAAAGAAUCAAUGAAAUUCUAUCAUUCAAAUGUGACCAAUUCUAAACAUCAAACAUCUUAUCACUUUUGGAAUCUUCAGUCAUUCAUCUCAUUACCUAAACUGGCAUGAAGAUGAUGUAAGAAAUCCAGGGAGGUUUAAAUCCUAAAGCUGUUUGGGAUUAUAAACUAGGCACAUCACUAUGGGAAUCAGCCAAUUAGUUUAUAGAGUACUAUAAGUUUGUUUGUUUCCAAAACACAAUCUUAUAAGUCACUCAUAAAUAAACUUAAGUUGUAUUAACAAAUUUAUUGAAUCUAUUUGGUGUCACAAUUCUUUUACAAAAUCCAAUAGCCCUUUUGGAAAAUGAAGUUGUUACGUAACAAACAAUCAAGUAAAUGAGGGAUGAGUAUGAGAAUCUAUUAACCGUAAUCAAACCUGAAGCACUCUCAUUAGUAGAGUCUUUUUGUUUAGCAGAUGGAGGUCUUAGAACAACCAUUGGAAGAGCAGAUGGUAAACCAUAUGACUAUACAUAUGAUUGGGCUCUUAAUGAGAACUCAAUUAAUAAGAUUGAUUUUUCGAAAGCAGUUAAUCAAUUAAAGAAUUGUAGACCCAAAUUAUGA